AUGGUGUACACAUUGUUUGUUAUUGAAUUAGUUUCUGCGUUCGCCUUAGCAGCAACAUUGCUCUAUCGAUAUGGAGACUGUUACAGAAAUCACUUGAUUGUGACAAUAUCUGUACUAACAGCAUGGUAUUUCUCCUUUGUUAUUAUGUUCAUAUUACCGAUUGAUGUAUCUACAACUGUUUAUCGACAAUGCCUGGUAAAUAAUAACAUAACAAUUGUAUCACAAACUCAAGUUACUGCUGGCAAUGAUACUACAACUGUUACGCCCCCUGUGAAUCCGUGUGAGAAGCCCUGGAGUUAUGUACCCGAUAAUGUGUUUACCAAUUUGUGGCGAGUGGUCUACUGGACAUCACAAUGUUUGACUUGGCUCAUAAUGCCAAUGAUGCAAUCAUACAGUAAAGCUGGGGACUUCACUGUCAAAGGCAAAUUGAAAUCUGCUCUCAUUGACAAUGCUAUAUAUUAUGGCUCAUACUUAUUCAUAUGUGGCAUACUACUCAUUUACCUUGCAUUCCAACCAAAUGUUUACUUGGAUGGUCCUAAAAUUAAAGCUAUAGCAUCCUCAGCAAGUAACACAUGGGGUCUAUUCUUAUUGAUUCUUCUACUUGGUUAUGCUCUGGUGGAAGUGCCGAGAAAUUUAUGGAACACUUCCAAAAAGAAUUAUUCACUUACACAUAGUUAUUUUAAAAUGGCAAAAUUAAGUACUGAUAAAUGUGAAGCUGAAGAAACAAUUGAUGAAAUUCUUGAUAGUCUCCAAGCUGCUACAACAGCUAUAGGGCCUGACCACCCCCUACACCGGCACGUGGAGACCAUUAUACAAAAGCUACCUAUACAACUGAGAGAUCGACUCAGUUCACGAGCACCACCAUACAGACCAGCACCGCCUUCAUUUAAAUCCCUUGUCAACUUACACAAAAAGACAAUCAAAGCACUUCACGUGUUACAACGUACGGAGACUCAGUGGGGCAUGAUGUUGGAGCGAAUCUUUCAUUUGGAGGACGUGGCAGCCAACAUUCGCUCACCAGACAAACGCUUUCAAAGAACCCUCCAUACGCCUCGUCCGCGUAUACAACGAAUACUAUAUCCGCCGCUGGUGGAGUGGUGGUGGGAGUGUUUCCUACGUCAAUAUUUCCUAAAAACUAUGGCUGUAGUGACGGGCUGCAUGUCCUUGAUGAUCAUCUGGUCGGAGAUGACCUUCUUCUCCACACGUCCGGUGCUGUCAAUCUUCGCACAUAUAGUUACUGCUACAAAGAACACUUAUAACUAUGCCGCAAUACUGUGGAUAUCUACAAUUAUAAUAGGGUACAUGUUCUACUGCGCAUACUCGACAGUUCUAAAGAUACGUUUCUUGAACUUGUACUACUUGGCGCCUCACCAUCAGACUAACGAGUACAGUUUGAUAUUCUCUGGCAUGAUGGCCUGUAGACUGACGCCGGCGAUGUGUCUCAACUUCCUGAGUUUAGUGCACAUGGACGCGCGAAUGCACAGUAACGAGAAAGGUGUUAUAGUGGAAACUUCCUAUACAAAUUGGUGGUGCUAUGCGCGGCCACGUAUCUGUCGCUGGGCAGCCGAUUGCUCUCGCUGUGCGGCUUCCAGCAGUUCGUGGGCGACGACGAUCUCACAGCGGACCUCGUCGACGAGGGCAGGGAGAUAGCUAAGAGAGAGAAACGUAAACGUCAACGUGCCGAGGAGUCGAUGUCGCGUCGUCGCGACUACAACAACCGGUUCUCAAACUAUCGCACCACCAGGGACGAAAGAGACGGAGCCCGCACCGGGCUACUUAACGACGUGGACUCAGACUAUUACGUGACCACUGCGCCAGAGAGAACACAAGACGCCCCCAUCACAGACUAUCAACGUGCAGAGAUGCCAUACAAUAGACAAGACUUGUCUUUGGAGGACGAGAUAGAAGAACGCUUCGGGAAAAGCACUCAGUCUUCGCUGAGGACAGAUUUCGAUGAUAGAAGCAAGAUGACUAUGCCGCAGAGGGGACUGUUCGACGAUGUUUAAUGUGCAAUAUAAUUAAAAAUUAAAUAACAUAUUCUGAGAUUAGUGAAGUGAAGUCUUAGUGGCAGAAAAACCUUACUAAGAUUGGCAACUUCUUGAUUGUGUAAAAAUAAAAAUAUACGCGCUUUAGAAUGUGUUUAUUGUAUUGUUUUAUUAGUAAAUAAGUAGUGUGAAAUAGAAGAGUAGUUAUCGUUAAACUUGGAUGAAAUAAAUAAAAGAUACGGAACAUCGAUAUUUACAUCGAUAACUGUUUUAAACGAUUUCGAACGUGAAUUGAGCGAGC
This is a messenger RNA of Diatraea saccharalis (sugarcane borer), 2286 nucleotides long. The record is from the annotation of a GenBank genome assembly. NCBI's taxonomy places the organism in Eukaryota, Metazoa, Arthropoda, Insecta, Lepidoptera, Crambidae.